Molecule: messenger RNA, 225 nt
Organism: Penicillium robsamsonii
Lineage: Eukaryota; Fungi; Ascomycota; Eurotiomycetes; Eurotiales; Aspergillaceae
Exons: 1
Coding region: 1-225 (74 amino acids)
Source: RefSeq, a predicted model, not a curated record
AUGAAGCUCUCGUACCAUCAUGCCUGGAUGAAAAGCAUUCGCCGAAACCACAGUCUCACUUUUGUUCGCGACAAAUCUUACGUCGCCUAUGGUUGCCAUUUCUUCGCAGACUAUACUGCAUCCAGCAUGAUCAGUAACGCUCAAUGGGGUCUGCAGUCGACGGUACGCAUGGGCCUGCAUUACAUGGGCCUUCUCGAGCUUCCUACAAUGCAGAAUGUGCUAUAA